Molecule: messenger RNA, 1694 nt
Organism: Rhizophagus irregularis DAOM 181602=DAOM 197198
Lineage: Eukaryota; Fungi; Glomeromycota; Glomeromycetes; Glomerales; Glomeraceae
Cellular component (GO): Golgi apparatus
Source: RefSeq, a predicted model, not a curated record
AAAAAAAAAAAAAAAAAAAAAAAUUUUUUAAUAAUGUGUUUAUUAACCGACGAAAGUAAGAGACAUAUUAAAAAAAAAUGGAAUCGGGUAACUUCCUCAAUAUGGACAAAAUUAUUCUCCGCAAUAUUUACCAUUCAAUUUGGUUUAGUGGUAUUUUUUCAAUCGAGAGUUUUAGUGAGAAAUUAUUCAAUAUACAAUGAUGAUCGUUUUAAAGAAGCAUAUAAAUGCGAUAAAGAUGAAGACAAUUCUGUUGAAUAUUUAUUUGCUUUCUCGGCUAUACAAAGUUUAGUUUUUAUGGUUUUACAAUUAUAUUUAGUAUAUUUCGGGUUAAAUGCGAUAUUUCACGAGCAUAUAAUACAAAUUAUUACACUCGUAGCUUUGAAUUUUGGAAGCGCUGCAUAUUCUUUGGUUCAAUUACUUCAAAUCAAAAUUCGUGUAGAUAGAAUACAAAAUAAUGAUAAUUGUAAUGCAGGAUUAACCGGAUUCGAUAUAGAUUGGUUAAGAGUAGAUUUACCACAAGUUUUAACAUUAACAACAAUUUCAGUUAUAUCUGCAAUCAUAGCAAGUAAAUUAUAUAGACAAUUUGGAUGGAGCGUUUAUAAAAGGAUUGGUGGUGAUUUACGAAUUCAAAGAAUAUAUAGGAGUAAUUUGAUAUUUAUAAUGUUACUUAAAUUGAAUCUGUUCUUUUGGAUAAUAUAUAUAAUACCUACAGUAAUUGUUGCACUUAAAAUAACUGACUUUAGUGGUGGAAAAGUAGUUGAUGUGGUAUUAAUAGCAUAUCAUGGUUUUGCCACUCUACUCGCUUUAAUUUUACAAAUUUUAGCGUACAGUUCUAUAAAAAGGGAAUCAACGGCAGGAAUGAUAGCAUUCUCUGUAUUAUGGACAUUAAUUGUUGCUGAUUAUGGUCUAUUAAUAUACGCAUUUGUUAGAUUAUUAAUACUUGGAUCUUACUUUAUGAUAAUAUUUACAAGUGUAUUUGUGGUAAUUGCUUUGGUAACAUUUGUUUUUUCUAUUAUAGUAACAGUAAAUUUUGGUAGAGGAUUAAAAGAACUUAUUGAAAAUUAUAAGUAUAGAUUGAGACCGAGACCAACUACUAUUGAUAUACCAACGUUAAAUGUACCACCGGGUACAUCAAGUUCAUCGGUAUAUUCUCCUGCUUCUUUAAUGUCUCAACAACAUCCUCCUACAUCUCCAUUAAGUUUAAGUGAUAGUAUUAGUAAUUUAAGUGAUGAACAAAAAAAGAAUCAACAACAAAAAGAUGAUGAUCGUUGGACUAUUGAUGAUUAAAAAAAAAAAAAGUUAUUUAAUUAAUAUUACAAAAAAAAAACUAUAUAACUAAUAUAACAUUUAAUCUUAUAAAUAUUUUCCCAUUAAUUUAUAUUAAUUUAUUAAUAAUGUAGAAAAUGUAAACAUAAUUAUGUAUUAUUAUAUGUAUACUAUCUUAUUAUAAUUCAAUAUUAAUAUUAUCAUCAAGAAUUUGCAUCUUUACCAAUUAAUUUAUUUUAUUAUUUGAAAUUGUGCUCAAGAAGAAUUUGAAGAAUUUGGGGAUAAAUCAAGAUAUUGAUGUACCAUGUGACAAUAAUUUAGUUUCUCAUCCCGUGAUAUUACUUGCGAUACAAAAAAAUAAAAUAAAAAAAGAUGCAGAACAUCCAAUUGAUGUUACUGUGAUUUUAUUCAAAAUUAAAAUUAGAAAA